ACACAAACACUUCAACGUCAACCUUCACUUCCUACUUGGACUUCCACAAAUGAACUUCAUCUUCUUUCUUUCACAGCUCAUCAACCUCUGUUGAAACGAUGUUGUCUCUUGAAGAAGAGAAGCUUAAGGAAAACUCUAGCCCCAACACCUCUCUGAAGAAGAGGGCUCCCACCUGGUCAAAUCUCUGGCUCAAAAACACCAAACCCUUGAAGCCUGUUGUCUUUACUAUGCAGCUUCAGCAAUCUUUAUCUACACCCAACUCUAAACUUUCCAACAAGGACAAAACCCUAAUCUCUAAUUUCUCUAAAGUUGACCGUACCCUUUUGUUAUCUGACGAUAUUCUCCUCAGAAUCCUCUCAAAACUUCCCCUUUCGCAGCGUAACGCUAAUUCCCUUGUUUGCAAACGCUGGUUGAAUCUUCAGGGUCGCCUUGUACGCUCACUCAGGGUGUUGAAUUGGGACUUUCUUGAAUCCGGUAGGUUGAUUUUAAGAUUCCCAAAUUUAACCAAUGUUGAUUUGAUAAAUGCGUCUCUUGUUUCGCCUAGAAAUUCGGGUAUUUUGUUGAGUCAUAAGUUGCUCUCUGUCCAUGUUGAUUCUUGGGUUACAAGGUUUUAUGAGCAUAACAUGUUGCUACCUGUUGAAAUGAUUGAUAAAGGGCUAGCAAAUCUUGCUAGUGGGUGCCCGAAUCUGCGUAGGCUUGUGGUGAUUGGAGCUAGUGAAUUAGGAUUGUUGAGUGUAGCUGAGGAGUGUUUGACUUUGCAAGAAUUGGAGCUGCAUAAGUGUAGUGAUAACUUGUUGCGUGGAAUUGCCGCAUGUGAGAAUUUGCAAAUCUUAAAAUUGGUUGGAAAUUUGGAUGGAUUUUACAGUUCAUUGGUUUCGGAUAUUGGGUUGACAAUUUUGGCUCAAGGGUGUAAGAGAUUGGUUAAGCUUGAGCUUAAUAGUUGCGAGGGUAGUUUUGAUGGGAUAAAAGCAAUUGGGCAGUGCUGUCAAAUGCUUGAGGAAUUGACGUUUGUUGAUCAUAGGAUGGAUGGUGGGUGGCUGGCCGCUCUUUCAUAUUGUGAGAAUUUGAAGACUUUGAGGUUUGUGUCAUGUAGAAGGAUAGAUCCUAGUCCAGGGCCGGAUGAGUAUUUGGGUUACUGUGCGGCUCUUGAACGGUUGCAUUUGCAAAAGUGUCAGUUGAGGGAUAAGAAGAGCGUCAGAGCACUGUUCAGGGUGUGUGAAGCUGUUAGGGAAGUUAUGUUUCAGGAUUGUUGGGGAUUGGAUAAUGAUAUCUUCAGCUUUGCAAGUGUUUUCAGGAGAGUAAGGUUUUUAUCUUUAGAAGGAUGCUCACUGCUAACAACAGAAGGUCUAGAAUAUGUGAUUCUUUCCUGGACGGGGCUUGAAAAUCUGAGUGUGAUGUCAUGUAAGAACAUAAAGGAUGGUGAAGUCUCUCCUGCACUUUCAACCUUGUUCUCUACCCUUAAAGAGCUGAAAUGGAGGCCAGACACAAAAUCUCUUCUUGCUUCAAGUCUUAUGGAAACUGGCAUGGGAAGAAAAGGUGGUAAAUUUUUCAAGAAGACAAUAAUGGCUUAAAUAGUCACCUAAAAAGAUUAUAUUUUGCACUGUUUUCCCCACCACAGCCACCAUGAAGCAACCUUGCUCUUCGAAAUGAUAUCGAUCCAUUGUAAUCACUCUCUUGUUUAUUUAGGCAGUUAACAUUCAUGUUGACAAAGGCAAAUUUUUCCUCGGCCUUCCCCUUGUCGGUAUGGAUGCCACCCAAAGCUGAAGUAUCAUGAAUUCUCAUGUCCUGUUCAGCCUUUUUCAGUGCACAUUAGAUUGUGGAUAUCAUGCUCACUUCAAUGUCAUGUGCAGGCUUCUCUAGAGGAUGUUUAGGUGCUAUUGAUGUUUCUAUAAUGCUUAACAUAUUACUUAUUUCUAAGACUCUGAUUAGAAUGUAGUAUCUGUUUAGAGUUAUUAUCUGACUGUAAAAUAUAAUUGUACUUUACUAUCUCAUAUACAACAGUUACAUUA
This is a messenger RNA of Pistacia vera, 2009 nucleotides long. RefSeq names its product F-box protein At5g51380-like. Gene Ontology annotation, cellular component: SCF ubiquitin ligase complex. The record is from RefSeq and is a predicted model, not a curated record. Gene Ontology annotation, biological process: SCF-dependent proteasomal ubiquitin-dependent protein catabolic process. Gene Ontology annotation, molecular function: protein binding. The transcript is spliced from 2 exons. Lineage: Eukaryota; Viridiplantae; Streptophyta; Magnoliopsida; Sapindales; Anacardiaceae. The coding region runs from base 99 to 1571 and encodes 490 amino acids.